UGGACAGAAGAAGAUAAACGUAAACUGAGAAAAGAUUUCCCGCAUGGACCAAACGUCGAUGGCAGAUCUUGGCUUGAAGAUGUUUUCUGAUUUUACGUAAUAGACAGUCAUCCCAAUAUUUUGUUGGGGUGGGUUGUAGGUAAAAUGGCCAAAGAUGUUGAGUUGUUGCCAGAUAAUGUUGUCAUUCAGGGUUGUAUGUUGUUGUUGAAACAAUUCGUUGGCAAAAAAUACAAAAUCUCAGAGCCUGAUGGUAUUCUAAGAUCUAAGUGGGCCACCAACCCUCACUUUUGCGGAACGUAUUCACACGUCAGUUUAGAAGCGGAGAAGAGAAAUGCGAAAGCUGAAGACCUGGCCAAAUCUGUAACGAAUCGCAAUAACAAGCAAACAUUAAUUUUUGCCGGGGAGGCGUCGCAUCCCACUUUGUUCUCGACGGUGCAUGGUGCCAUAGAAACAGGAUACAGGGCAGCACACAGUAUAAUCAGCAUCUACAAAGGAGCAUGUGCGCGUAGUCUAUGCUACGUUAGUCGCACUUCAAACGCCACCAGUCCCAUUAACAACCACUUUCAUUCCACCGGGGCAGCUUUCCACAGAACACAUACAAUGUCAAGGCCAAAAAUAGUGAUAGUAGGUGCAGGAGCGUCCGGAAUCGCCGCCGCGACGAGGCUCAUUGGAAAAGGGUUCACGGAUGUUACCAUAUUAGAGGCGGAGAACCGGAUCGGAGGAAGGGUGAAAUCUGUUGAGUUUGGGGGCAGCAUAGUUGAUAUAGGAGCACAAUGGGUUCAUGGAGAAAAAGGAAACUGUGUCUACGAAAUGGUUAAGGGGAUGGAUUUAUUGCAAACAUCCCUCAACAAUUAUCAAGACAACACUUAUUAUUUAUCAAAUGGAAAACCGGUUGAUAAAAGCAUAACGGAUAGAUUAUUCAGGACGACAAUGUCUGUUAUUAACGAUGAGGAUGAGGCGAAACUUCAUCCAGGAACUUUUGGACAAUAUUUUGUGGAAGUAUAUAACCAACGAGUAAAGAAAGAGUUUGGCAAUGACGCUGACAUACUAAACUUGGCCAAAAUCUUCGAAGAAUGGGCUGAAAAGUUCUUCCUGUGCUUAGAUUCCACGAAAUCUUGGCACGAUGUAUCCAACAUUGGUCCAUUCGUUUUCCAAAGCUGCGAAGGUGACCAACAGCUGAACUGGAAAAACCGCGGUUAUAGAACAAUUCUUUACAUAAUGAUGAAAAAAUUCCCAGACUUUACUGAGCAACUUGCUAUCGACGAUAAAAUUCAUCUCAACAAAGAAGUAACCAAAAUCGUUUGGGACAAUAAUGACUCCUACAAAGAUGGUGCAACAGUGAUCUGUUCAGAUGGCUCAUCCUACAAUGCCGACCACGUAAUAGUAACUGUAUCAGUAGGAGUACUGAAGUCCAUAUACAAACAAGCGUUUAUUCCGGAAUUACCGGCGUUUAAAACUAACGCAAUUGAAGGUAUUACUUUGGGAACAGUCAACAAAAUCCUCUUAAAAUUCCCUACCAAGUGGUGGCCGGAUGAUCUAAAAGGUUUCAGUCUUCUGUGGACAGAAGAGGACAAACGUAAAUUGAGAACGGAUUUCCCACACGGUCCAAAUGUUGAUGGCAGAUCUUGGCUCGAAGACGUUUUCGGAUUUUACGUAAUAGACAGUCACCCCAGAGUUUUGUUGGGGUGGGUCGUAGGUAAAAUGGCCAAAGACGUUGAAUCACUGCCGGAUAACGUUGUCAUGCAAGGUUGUACGUUGUUGCUGAGGCAAUUCGUCGGAAGGAAAUAUAAAGUUCCAGAACCAGAUGGAGUUUUAAGAUCUAAAUGGGGCAGCAACCCGCAUUUCUGCGGGUCGUACACUCACGUCAGCAUGGAAGCGGAGAAGAGGAACGCGAAGGCCGAGGACCUAGCCAAAUCCGUAACAAACCGUAAUAACAAGCAAAUAUUACUUUUUGCCGGAGAGGCGUCGCAUCCCACCCGGUUCUCGACGGUGGAUGGUGCCAUUGAAACGGGGCACAGGGCAGCGGACAGCAUAAUCAGCAUGCACAAAAAUCCGAAGGCCCAUUACAAAAUCGGCAUAAUUGGGGCUGGAAUGGCGGGCUUGGGAGCGGCCAUCCAACUUCAAAACAGUAACAUUGACGACUUCAUCCUGCUGGAAGCCCAAAACGAACCCGGAGGGCGAAUCAAAACCAUACAGGUCAACAACAAACCUCUGGAUCUUGGCGCCCAAUGGCUGCAUGGGAAACACAACCCUUUGUACACACUCUUAGAAAAACACAACAUGAUUUCCAGCGAGUUGUCCGAGGAGGGGUUGGGGUUGUUUGUGCGCAAUGACGGUAAGAUUUUCGAUGAGUUUUUGGUGAAGCGGGUGGACUUCGAGGUCGGUACUAUCCUCGAGGAGUGUCAGAAGUUCGUACAAAGCUCGGAUUAUCCCGAAUCUAUUCAGGAUUAUCUGCAGUAUAGGUUCAAACAGUAUUUAUCUCAGUGCGAUGACUCGGAAGAAGUGCGGGCUAUGAAGUUACAACUUUUGGAUUGGCAUAUCCGUUUCCAAAUCAUCGACAAUUCCUGUCGCAACCUCCACAGGUUGUCGGCUAAAUAUUGGGGGCUGUACGAAUGUUUAGACGACGUAGCUCAUUACAAUCCUACUUAUGGGUAUAAACCGAUGGUGGACAUUCUCGUGGAUGAGCUUCCAAACAGUAAAAUUCGGUGCAAUACUGAAGUGGCCAAAAUAGAGUACGACAACAAAGUUACAUUGACUUGUGCCGACGGAGAACAAGUCUCGUGUGAUCAUUUAAUCCUUACCGUGUCUUUGGGUGUUUUGAAACAGUUCAAGGAAAUACAUCCACCACUUCCAAAUAAUUUAACCACUGCCAUCGACAACAUGGGCUUUGACACCAUAGGAAAAGUGUUUUUGUUUUUCGAAUAUAAAUGGUGGAACCACGACGGCAUUCAAUUCAUUUGGAACGGAGACGAAGAGUUCGAGGACGACGAAAAGUGGCUAAGGACUAUGACAGGCUUCGAUCCGGUGUUCAAUCACGAUAAUGCGUUGCUCGGAUGGGUUGGAAGCGAAGGAGUCGGUAAAAUGGAGAGUCUAAGCGAGGAGGAAGUUGGCUGGUCUUGCGUUAAUCUGCUUAGGAAGUUCCUACCCGACUACGAUAUUCCUAAUCCCAUCGCCGUUAUUAGGACGCAAUGGAAUUCUAAUCCGUGGGUGCGAGGAAGCUACUGCCACAUAACACCGGAAUGUGACGACAGCAAUUCCGGCAUCGAACAAAUGACGGAACCGGUUGCGGUUGACGGUAUACCGAGAAUUCUACUAGCCGGCGAAGCGGUGCAUCCCAAUCAUUAUUCCACCGUGCACGGUGCUUACGAAUCGGGACAGAACCAGGCGGCUUUUCUCGUCGAAUAUCUUUCCGCAUCUGAUGAUUAUUUGGACUCGUAAUGCGCGCUUCCAUUUCGUGUAUUGUAUGUAUAUUGUGUGCAUACAUAACUUAACACAGUAAAUGAUAAUAGUGAUUCUCUUGGGUAUUAUCUAAAUUUGUUCAUGCUGGUCAUAAUUGUGGAACUGAAAUAUGUUAUUGUGGGCAUUGAGGUAAAUUUUUGUUUUAAGAGAAUGAAUCAUAAAAACUAUUAGGAGGCAAUGGCUGAAAAAUUAGACGUGGACAGUUUUAUGGUGUAGAACAAGGUUUCUCAAAUAUCCCUAAUAGAUUUUCCAAGACAACGGCAAACC
Molecule: messenger RNA, 3726 nt
Organism: Aethina tumida (small hive beetle)
Lineage: Eukaryota; Metazoa; Arthropoda; Insecta; Coleoptera; Nitidulidae
Product: spermine oxidase
Exons: 8
Coding region: 145-3438 (1097 amino acids)
Molecular function (GO): polyamine oxidase activity
Source: RefSeq, a predicted model, not a curated record